Hippopotamus amphibius kiboko is the source of this 1644-nucleotide messenger RNA. RefSeq names its product RAS related 2 (gene RRAS2). The transcript has 6 exons. NCBI's taxonomy places the organism in Eukaryota, Metazoa, Chordata, Mammalia, Artiodactyla, Hippopotamidae. Gene Ontology annotation, cellular component: plasma membrane. Bases 294 to 908 code for a protein of 204 amino acids. Gene Ontology annotation, biological process: signal transduction. Gene Ontology annotation, molecular function: GDP binding; GTP binding; GTPase activity. The record is from RefSeq and is a predicted model, not a curated record.
GCGGCGCUGGAGGCUGCGUUCCGCAGGCGCUGCGAAGACGUGUGCAGGAGCGCGCCCCCCGGCCCCGGCAGCCCCUCGCCGCGGCGGUCACCCCGCUCCUCCGCGCCGCGGGCGGGACCCGGCCAGCCUGGGCGCCGCGCGGCCUCCCGGACCGGCCCUCCGGCAGCUCCCGGCGCCCGGGACCCCCGCCCGGCCGCUCGCCCGCAGCCCGCCGGCCGCACACGUCCCCGGAGCCGGGCCUAGGGCGGGCGGCGGCUCGGCGUGGCCGGGCUGGGCUCGGCGGCGGCGUCCCCAUGGCCGCGGCCGGCUGGCGGGACGGCUCCGGCCAAGAGAAGUACCGGCUUGUGGUGGUCGGCGGCGGCGGCGUGGGCAAGUCGGCGCUCACCAUCCAGUUCAUCCAGUCCUAUUUUGUAACAGAUUAUGAUCCAACCAUCGAGGAUUCCUAUACAAAGCAGUGUGUGAUAGAUGACCGGGCAGCCCGACUAGAUAUUCUGGAUACAGCGGGACAAGAGGAGUUUGGAGCUAUGAGAGAACAGUAUAUGAGAACUGGCGAGGGUUUCCUCUUGGUCUUUUCAGUCACAGAUAGAGGCAGUUUUGAAGAAAUCUAUAAGUUUCAAAGACAGAUUCUCAGAGUAAAGGAUCGUGAUGAGUUUCCAAUGAUUUUAAUUGGUAAUAAAGCAGAUCUGGAUCAUCAAAGACAGGUAACACAAGAAGAAGGACACCAGUUAGCACGACAACUUAAGGUAACAUACAUGGAGGCAUCAGCAAAGAUUAGGAUGAAUGUAGAUCAAGCUUUCCAUGAACUUGUCCGGGUUAUAAGGAAAUUUCAAGAGCAGGAAUGUCCUCCUUCACCAGAACCAACACGGAAAGAAAAAGACAAGAAAGGCUGCCAUUGUGUCAUUUUCUAAGAAUCCCUUGAAUUUUAGCUACCAACUGCCAGGAAAAGCCCUCAUCUUCUCCUUCUCUCCUUACAGUUUACAUCAUGUUGGUACCUUUCUAGCCUUAGAUAAAUGAUCACCAUGGUAGCCUUAGACCAAGAAGCUGGCUAAUCCUUUCCAUGAAGCUAAUCCAAUGGUCAUUUCAAGACAGAUUUAAAGGAAACACUAAGGCUGCUUCAAAGAUUAUCUGAUUCCUUUAAAAUGUAUAUCUAUCUGCACAGACAUUCUUUUUUUAAGGGCUUACUUUUAAUAGGGAUGAAUCAAGUUUUGGAACCUAAGCUGUUUGCCAAGCUGAAGUCAUAGGUUGUGAAAUAACUUUUAACUUCUGGAAUCAUAUUGCCUACUGUUACUCUAAAUAGAAACAUAGGGAGUUUUUUUAAAAUGUGAAUUUUUGCCUCUCUCUGAAAGUUUCGAUGUCAACUUUAGUUAACCUUAAAUACACUGAAUUGAAUCCACACAAGUGAGACAUCUCAGACCUUUAUGAUGCUAUAGCCUUUGUUUUCCAGUGGCCAAAAUACCAAAAUGCCUAUUGUAUUUAUAGGUUAAAAACUGCGUGUAAAGCCUUUACUAUUAUUCCUAAAGAUAGUAUUCUGUGUGGCCAAAUAUUUGGACUCAUUCUGGACUUAGGCAUUUCAAUGUUCUUGGUUUUUUAAUUUAACUCUUUACACAGCCAUGUUGAGAGUAAAAAUAAAUAAUUUCUGUCUGU